Messenger RNA from Hyposmocoma kahamanoa, 1338 nucleotides. Its product is annotated as pseudouridine-5'-phosphatase-like. NCBI's taxonomy places the organism in Eukaryota, Metazoa, Arthropoda, Insecta, Lepidoptera, Cosmopterigidae. Gene Ontology annotation, molecular function: phosphatase activity. The record is from RefSeq and is a predicted model, not a curated record. Bases 76 to 561 code for a protein of 161 amino acids. The transcript is spliced from 4 exons.
UUAGGUUUUCAGUAUCAGGAAUGUGCAAACAAAAUAAUUCGUGAACUGAAUAUACCCCUCACCGAGAACGAAUUCAUGCAAGAAUGCAACAAGAUAUACGAAGCAGUGUUCGCUAGUGUGAAACUUAUUCCAGGAGCUCAAAACUUGAUUGAACAUCUACAUAAGAAUGGUGUGCCAAUAGCAAUAGCCACUGGUUCAACCCAAGAGAGUGUUGCCAUGAAAAUGCAGAACCAUAAAGAUCUACUUAACUGUUUCCACCACAUCACUAUGGGUUCUUCAGACCCAGAAGUGACGAAGGGAAAACCAGAUCCUACUAUAUUUCUGGUUUGUGCUGCAAGGUUUCCUGACAAACCAAAACCAGAGGAUUGUCUAGUACUAGAAGACGCAGUGAGCGGAGUAAAAGCCGCUUUAGCAGCCAAGAUGCAAGUAGUAGUAGUGCCUGAUCCGCGCAUAGACCACAAGCAACUGAAAGAUGCCACUCUGAUACUCAAAUCUCUCGAAGAUUUCAAGCCAGAACUCUUUGGUCUACCGGCUUGUGACUACACCCAUCUAGAAAACUAAAGAUCCAACUUUACCUAUUCACUACAACAACACUAUUGAGUAUGCAGAAUUUCAAUUCCCUACGAAACUCAGCAGUCUUUCUUAUUUUCCUAAAUAUUAUUGUUGUGCCUUGAUUAUUUUUUAAAUUUAUUUUUUCUUUUUCUACAGUUCUGCACAUUUGCAUAACAAUUUAAUGUUUUCCCAUAGACUUAACAUAGUGACCUUUGACCUCAAUUAUCUCAGAUCCCAAGUCGAAAUUUAAUUUCGUAACAACCUAUAGAAUUGUAUUUUAUGCUAGUUUCACACCUAUAUCCAUUAGGAAUAGAAAUUAAUUGAGGAACGAAAGACCGAGUACAGUUCAGGAAUUGUACUAUUUGAACAGAUGGCAAGAAUCUCUCGCUCCUAUAGCUGCGCUUGGGUUAUAAACAUACCUAAUGUACAAUCCAACCUAGAACUUGCUUUGUAAUCUAAAGCAAUUUUACGAAAAAUUUAACAAUCUUGGCCCUUUUUAGAUGACUAUAGAAUUUUUUACAAUCCAAAGGAUUUAACGAGUUUCGUGGUCAUUCAUUAAACAAUUAUUUAUCAAUAAUUACAGGUUACUUACCAUGAUAGUAUGAUUUCUUAUAUUUUCCCGAUAUUCCGGAACAGUUAUACGCGCCAUGGUCACCAAGUCAACAGUAAGAAACCUGUAAUUAGUGAUACUCAACUUCAACUUCAACUUUUGUGUCUAUGGCUCCGUCGUUUUGCGCGACGAUUUUGCCAAUGUCAGGGUUGAAAGACAUGUGUAGCGGUGGUGAG